This is a messenger RNA of Meloidogyne enterolobii, 1338 nucleotides long. The record is from the annotation of a GenBank genome assembly. NCBI's taxonomy places the organism in Eukaryota, Metazoa, Nematoda, Chromadorea, Rhabditida, Meloidogynidae.
GAAAAAACAAGCACAAAUAUUUCGAAAUAUAAUGAUUUUUGGAUGACAACAAAUGGAGUUAAUGAUGGGAGGGACGAUGAUGCUUUGAAAGCUGCAAGAAGGACAAUUAUUCCGUCUUCGUAUGCUCGAAGUUUACACGAUACAACAUAUGCCUAUUUAAGGGCAUUAAAUAAAACAACAGAAAAGUUUGGUUAUUUAACGAAAGAUUUGGCAAGAAAUGGAACUUUAAUUAAUAAUAUGAGUAAAGGGGAAUUUCAAGGGGAAACAGGGAAUGUUAUUAUUGACGAAAAUGGAAAUAGAGAGCCAAUAUUUGUUGUUACUAUGUUGGAUAUUUCUGAUCAACCACUAAAUGUUAUGCAAAUCAAUUUUAUUAACAAUACAAUGCAAAUAACUAAAAAUUACAACGACGAAUCCGUUAUUUGGGCAAAUAGAGGAGGUAAAAGACCUUUAUAUAAACCAAUAUGUGGAUAUACGGGGACAGAAUGUCCACAAAAUAUAACAACAUAUAUAUUAAUUGGUGUUGGUUUGGUUUUGUUAUUGUUAGUAGCUACUUUAGGUGGAAUUGGUUAUGCUGUUCGAGAAAAAUUAAAAGAAAAGGAACGUUUAACUAGAGAAUGUUUAAUACCUUUUGGAGAAUUAAAAAAUAUAAAAGAAUUAAAAAGUAAUGAAGAUAUGAGAAGUUUAGAAGCAAAUAAAAGUUUAAAAAGUUUACAAAAAGGAGGAAAGAGACCUUUAUAUAAACCAAUAUGUGGAUAUACUGGGACAGAAUGUCCACAAAAUAUAACAACAUAUAUAUUAAUUGGUGUUGGUUUGGUUUUGUUAUUGUUAGUAGCUACUUUAGGUGGAAUUGGUUAUGCUGUUCGAGAAAAAUUAAAAGAAAAGGAACGUUUAACUAGAGAAUGUUUAAUACCUUUUGGAGAAUUAAAAAAUAUAAAAGAAUUAAAAAGUAAUGAAGAUAUGAGAAGUUUAGAGGCAAAUAAAAGUUUAAAAAGUUUACAAAGUAGCCAAUCUGGCAGUACAAAAUUAACAAGUAUGGAUGAUAAAAAAUUGGAAACAGAAAAUUAUGCACAUUUUUUAUAUAAUAGAGAAGUUGUUUUUGCUAUUAAAUAUCAAGUUAGAGUUAGAAUAUUUAAUGAAGAUUUGUUUCAAUUAAUGAAGCUUAGACAAUUAGACCACGAAAAUUUAAACAAAUUUUGUGGAUUAUGUACUGAUGCACCAAUUUUAUAUGCUGUUUGGAAACAUUGUCAAAGAGGAAGUUUAAAAGAUUUAAUUGCCAAAGAGAGAUAUGUCGGCGAUUCUUUUGUAAUGUUUACUUUAAUGAGGGAUGUAAAAUUCUAA